AUGAGUAGCGAGCGAGAUUGUCUUAGCGGACACUCGCGCGACAGCAGCGAGGGGUGCGGCGCAGCACCGGAGGAGGUGCAGCUGCGCGCGGGGCUGUCGGGACAGCGCGCGCACGAUGGUACCGCGUGGCCUGCACACGCCCUUGCGUGGCCGUCUCCGCUGCCAUCACAUGCGCCGCCGCACGCACCGGCGCAGCCGCAGACGCUGUUGAGCAGCCAUGCGCGCGGACAGAUGCCCCCGAGUCAGGCGGGCCAACUCCAGGCCACCCACGGCGCAGAUAGCGCGAGAGGCGGGAUAGUGCCAGGGAUAUCUGGCCGCAGCGGCCCGUCGCUGCCGUUGCUGGCCUUCCAACCGCCCCUCACUUUCCGCGCCACUGCCGCGCAUCCCAUACCGUACUACCCCGCGCCCUUUCCGUCAAUCCCGCCAAACUCGCCCUACCCGUUGGUCAACGGGCCCCCCGGUUCCUUUUCCCCGUACGUGCUGCAGCACACCAUCCGCGCCCCUUGCGCCAUCGUGGGAUUUCGCGCGCCUCCUGUUGGCCCCGCCCCUCCUCUCGCGACCUCCCCCUUCCUCUCCGCGUCGAGCGCAGCCCCCUGUGCGCGCCCCUCUCACCAUCCGCCAGCGCCGCCAGCAGCCGUCUCUCUGGACGCCUUGUCACACGCGCAGGAGGCGAGCGGAACGGCAGCGGCAGCAGUUGGAAAUGGCAGCCACUGCUCACCCCACACGUCCGCAGAGGGUUCUGGCGCUAACGCCUCUGCUGCUCCUCCCAGAGACGCACACCAGCCACGCGCUGCUGCUGCUGCUGCUGCUGCUGCUGCUCGCGGUGGUGGCCAUGGAGGUGGUGGUGCUGUUGCUGCUGCUGGUGGUGAUGGUGCAGGAAGCGCUUCCAGGGAUCAACGCCCUCAGGGACGGAGGCAGAGGGGGAGGGAGGGGCGGUGGGGACGAAUAGACAGAGGGCAGAGCGGGGCAGGGUGUGCAACGGGCGGCCAGCAGGUGGGGGGAGAGCAAGGCGGGGUGCUGGGGGAGAGAGGGCAGCGGAAGCGGGAGUGCGUGUAUGGGGGCAGGGGAGCAGGGGGCAGCGGCAGCACGAGCAGUGCGUGCAGCAGCGGGGGCACCCCGGGGAGUGGCGCGUCCGCAGCAGCAUCUAAGCAGAAAGAUGGGGCGAAGGCGGGGGGCGGGCGGAAGAAGGGAGUGGGGAGUGAGGAGGAGCAGCGUUUGCGGCAGGCGGAGAAGAAGAAGCGGCGGCUGGAGAAGGCGCUGGCCACGGCGAACGCCCUCCGGAGCGAGCUGCUGGAGAAGCGCAAGCAGCGCCGCCGAGAACAGGAGCUGUGGCUGGACCGCGCCGGCCAGGCCCUGGCUGAGGCUGUUGCUUUACGGGUGCUGGUUGAGGAGGAGGAGGACGAGGAUGGGGAGGAGGAGGAAGGGGGGGAGGAAGGGGAGGAGCGGGCAACAUCAGGUGGGGGUGGGGGGGCAGUGGAGGGCGAGGGGGAGAGGGGGGCGAGCAGCAGUGCGAGUGUGCAGGGGCGUGGGGCAGCGGUGACAGGCGUAGGAGGUGGGCAGAAGGAAGCGGGCGAUGGGUGUGGUGCACUGGCGUGGGGCAGCAUGUGCCUGAGGGAAGGAGGUGCCCAUCCAAAGGGGGCGGCGGCAAGUGAUGGCGGGAGAGAUCAGAGAGCAGAGCGGGCAGAGGGGGCAGGAGGGGGAGGCGGGGAGGUGUCAGAGUCGUCCCACAACUCGGUGCACUGGCACACGGGUAGGCAGACUGGGGUGGGAGAGGGCAGGGCGCGCUGGUUGGAGGAUACGACCCAGAGAGGGAGUGAUACAGUGCCGGGUGGGAAAGGGGCCUCAGGGAAGGCAGGCAGGCGGCUGUCACGAGCUGUUGCUCCCGUGGGCCCUGGCAGUGAGAGUGGGGGGACGGAAAGUGCUGGCGGUGGGAAGAGGGAGGGGGUCGGAUGUAGGGAGAGGGGAGAUGCUGAGGAGGACGAAGUGGAGGGAAGGCUGAGAGGCGCCCUGUUGGACCAGCUGGCUGUGAACCGCCAUUCCCUUGCUGCCAGGCCCGCUGCUGCCUCCCCUGCAGCCAGCAAAGGGGCAGGCCCAGCAGCACCAACCGCAGCAGCAUCAGUCGUCGCAGCAGCACCAGACGCAGCAGCAGCAGCAGCCACAGUAGCAACUGCUGACUUGGGGGCAGGAAGGUGGGAAGGGGUUGGAAAGGUUGUGGAGUCAGGCAAGUCCAAGAGGUCUGGAGAGGCAGCAAGGUCCGGAGCGCCAGCAGGGACAGCAAGGUCAGCACGAUCAGCAGGGCGAGGCGGGCCAAGAGAAGGCGAGGAGCAGGAAGGCGAAGAGAGCAGCAAGGGGUGUGAGGGGGAUGUUGGGCGGGCAGACGAGGCAGCAGCAGGUGGCAGGGCGAGGCAAGAGGCAACACACGGUGACACAGCAGAUGCUCUCAUCAGUCGCCUCCUCCUCCACCAUCCCACCUCCUCCCCCUCGCCCCACUGCUCGCCGUCACUUGCGCCCGCUGCCUCCCCAUUCACACUCUUCACAGGCCUGCAGCUCUCAGAGCUGCACGUGGCUGUCAACAGCAUCGCUGCCGAGCCUGCAGGUCCGGCAGCAGGCUUGGCAGCAGGAAUUGGGGAGUGGAGUUUGAAUGAGGGUUCGUUAAUACAACCACACAGGUCGAAUAAUGGAGCAGAUCUUGCUGAAGUGGGACGGGAGGGGCCGGGAAGAGCAGGAGGUGGGUUUGAGGGGGGCCACAUGGCGGGUGGCGUGGGUCUGGCAACUGGGCUGCGUGAUCAUGGGAAGUUGGCGGCAGGGGGCAGCAGGGAGACGGGCGAGCAGGAGGAGGAGAAGGGGACCACCACCUGGCCAAGUGGAAGGGGGACGCGGAAGAAGGAAGUGGGGGGAGGGCCUUUGAGGUUCAGGAACGUGGGCAGUGGUGGGAGGUGGAUGGAGGCUGCAAGGGGUAAUGAGUUGGGGGCGGAAGAGAGGGAGAUGGCAGCAGGCAUGGCGGCGGUGCAGGCGGUGGCAGCCAUGCGCAUUGUGGAGGAGGCGAGGGCAGAGGCACACGCCGCUAGGCAAGCAGCACAGGAGGCUGGGGGAGGAACAUAG
Molecule: messenger RNA, 3102 nt
Organism: Closterium sp. Naga37s-1
Lineage: Eukaryota; Viridiplantae; Streptophyta; Zygnematophyceae; Desmidiales; Closteriaceae
Source: the annotation of a GenBank genome assembly